Messenger RNA from Pieris macdunnoughi, 711 nucleotides. NCBI's taxonomy places the organism in Eukaryota, Metazoa, Arthropoda, Insecta, Lepidoptera, Pieridae. The record is from the annotation of a GenBank genome assembly.
AUGAGUUCUAUAAACAUAAUUAAAAUCUUUUUUGUCUUGUUUUUGGCUGAAGUGACAACAAUAACAGUUAAACCAUGCCCUACAAAUAAAAUAGCCCCACAUAGCCGAUAUCCAAGGUAUAGCCAGCAGUCCAGGACUUUUGGGCAUAUUUUCAGUUUGUUUGCUGAUGAGAGUCAAGAAAAUCAUGGCGGAUUACAGGAUGAUGCACAGGAUGAACCCAAUGACUGCGGUGAUGUCGAAGAUUACGACGAGAAUGAUUUAAGUACAGUUACACGAAAUCAAAAUACGCGAGAUAAGGAGCGAUUGUUCUUUAAUCCUUUGGGAUUCCUUUUCGGACAUGGUCAGAAGCCAACAGAAACUUCAACAAAGCGGCCAGUAAAGCCUACUUAUCCACCGAAGCGACCUCCGCCUGGUGGCUACUUCGGCACCAACUCAUAUAGACCUCCAAUGCGGUUUACUCCAUCUGAUCACCUGAAGCCUGUUCUAGAGUAUGAUCAAGAGCCGCAAAUUCUAUACAAGCCUGGUUUGGUUGGAGCUCCCCUUGGUCAUGUUGUGGGUGUACUCCAAGUAAAGCCCUCAAGGCAGUCGUUACAAAACAGAGAUCCCAAAAGCCUUACCACAGAACCAACCAAAUAUCAACAUAAACAACCAAAACCAAGGAACAUUCAGGACACUGGUGUUAUUCGUUCCUUUAUAGAUUUAAUAUUUUAA